AUGGUCGCCCUGGAGCAGCCGGAGGGCGGCCCGGAGGCGGCGGCGGCGGCCGGGGGCGGCCCGGGCGGGCGGCGGACGCUGCACCUUGCGGGAUGCCUGCCCGCCCUAGCUGGCCCCCAGGUGAAGAGGUUCUCGGCCUCCAAGCGGAAGCAGCACUUCAUCAACCAGGCCGUGCGGAACUCAGACCUGGUGCCCAAGGCCAAAGGGCGGAAGAGCCUCCAGCGCCUAGAGAACACUCAAUACCUCCUGACCCUGCUGGAGACGGACGGGGAUGCACGCGGCCCGGAAGAUGGGGACCUGGCGCCCCCCGCGGCACCUGGCAUCUUUGCGGAGGCCUGCAGCAAUGAGACCUACGUGGAGGUCUGGAAUGACUUCAUGAACCGCUCCGGGGAGGAGCAGGAGCGGGUCCUCCAAUACCUGGAGGAUGAGGGCAAGACCAAGGCCCGGAGAAGGGGUCCCAGCCGGGGGGUGGACCGGAGGAAAGAGGACCCAGCCUACACCCCCCGAGAGUGCUUCCAGCGCAUCAGCCGGCGCCUGCGAGCCGUUCUCAAGAGGAGCCGCAUCCCCAUGGAAACGCUGGAGACCUGGGAGGAGCGGCUGCUGGGGUUUUUCUCAGUAUCUCCCCAAGCCGUGUACACGGCCAUGCUGGACAACAGCUUUGAGAGGCUGCUCCUCCAUGCUGUCUGCCAGUACAUGGACCUCAUCUCAGCCAGUGCCAACCUGGAGGGCAAGAGACAGAUGAAGGUCAGCAAUCGGCAUCUGGACUUCCUGCCCCCUGGGCUGCUCCUGUCCGCUUACCUGGAGCAACGCAGCUGA
Molecule: messenger RNA, 816 nt
Organism: Pipistrellus nathusii (Nathusius's pipistrelle)
Lineage: Eukaryota; Metazoa; Chordata; Mammalia; Chiroptera; Vespertilionidae
Source: the annotation of a GenBank genome assembly